Molecule: messenger RNA, 2053 nt
Organism: Rosa chinensis
Lineage: Eukaryota; Viridiplantae; Streptophyta; Magnoliopsida; Rosales; Rosaceae
Product: ankyrin repeat-containing protein NPR4
Exons: 6
Coding region: 90-2045 (651 amino acids)
Molecular function (GO): protein binding
Source: RefSeq, a predicted model, not a curated record
GGUGAGAAUAAUAUAUAUUGAGCCAGCAAAAGCUUGUACGUAGCAUCUACUUAAUUUGCAACAAAGUUUUCACAGUUUCUAGCAGGAUCAUGUCAGAAGCUCCGUCAACGGAAGCAGUAGGGUCAUCGCCGAAUACCCAUGAAAAUUUGCAGGAGCAAUCCGGACAAAAAAGACAGGGGAUAAGGAAUCCACGGGGUCACCGUCAUCCAUUACCGCCUGGCCUGGGGACGCCAAUUAUAGCAAUCAUCAGUAGUCCGCCGGUGAAUAAUAUGUAUAUGCAUGAACCCAAUAACACCGCAGAUCACCCUCUACGACCACCAACACCAGCACAUCCCAAUUUCGUCCCAAAUCAUCAAAAUUUCAUUUCACCGAUGAUAAGAACGGACCUAGUUACCUAUGCCUCUCUGCAUCUUGCUGCUCUUAACGGUGACUGGAUUACUGCUUGGAAUCUGUUGAAAGAUAAUCCGGCAGCUGUGAGGGCAAAAAUCACAAAGGGUUCGGAAACUGCUCUUCACAUUGCUGCUGGGGCCAAACACACAAUGUUUGUGGAGGAGAUUGUUAAAUGGAUGAAUAAAGAAGACCUCGAAGUGAAGAAUGAUGUGGAAAACACCGCCCUUUAUUUUGCUGCUGUAUCUGGUGUAAAAAGGAUAGCUGAGGUAAUGGUGAAUAAGAAUGAAAGGUUACCCCGAAUCCGAGGUAGUAAAGGUUCAACACCUCUCCAUAUGGCUGCAUUGUUAGGCCAUAAGGAGAUGGUAUGGUAUCUUUACGAUAAGACUGAUACAAUAUUGAAAGACAAUGAUCGUGUGGAGCUUCUUAUUGCCGCCAUAACAUCAGAUCUUUACGAUGUAGCACUGCAUAUUAUCCAAAAGCACCCGGAAAUGGCUCUGGCCCGUGAUGAGAAUGGAGAGACUGCACUUCAUAUAAUGGCCCGAAAACCUUUAGCAUAUUGCAGUCGACAUCAGCUCGAAAUUUGGAAACGGUGCUUAUUUUCAGUCGCCAAUAUUAAGGUCACCUGCGAAAAAGGUAUCGUGCAUGAACUUGUGGAACAGCUGUGGAAUAAAGUACUGACAUUAGAAAUUGAUUCAAAGAUAAGCGAUUUUAUUCGAUCACCCUCUCGCUUACUGUUUAGUGCUGCCGAAUUAGGGAACAUUGACUUUUUGAUUAUACUUAUAAGAUCAUACCCUAAUCUUAUUUGGAAACUUGAUGAGCAAAAGCGAAGCAUAUUCCACACUGCAGUGGUUCACAGGCAGGAGAAAGUUUUCAACCUCAUUUAUGAAUUAGGUGGAAUAAAAGAUUUGAUAGCAUCUUAUAAAGAUGAUGACGAUAAUAAUAUGCUUCAUUUGGCUGCAAAGCUUGCACCUGCCAAUCGUCUGGAUGCUGAUACUGGAGCAGCAUUGCAAUUGAGAAGAGAGUUGCAUUGGUUUAAGGAAGUAGAGAAGAUUGUCCAACCAUUAUAUAGAGAAAUGAGGAACUCUGAUGGAAAAACACCUCAAGCUCUAUUCACUGAGGAACACAAGGAAUUAUUACGAGAAGGUGAAAAGUGGAUGAAAGGCACCGCAUCAUCAUGUAUGGUGGUUGCGACGCUCAUUGCCACUGUAAUGUUUGCUGUUUUCUCAACUGUUCCUGGUGGCUACAACAAUGCAACUGGUCUUCCAAUAUUCCUUAAAUCAAAGGUCUUCAUUGUUUUUGCCAUAUCAGAUGCAAUAUCACUCAUCUCCUCUGCUACUUCAAUCUUGAGUUUUCUAUCGAUACUUACAUCACGAUAUACUGAAGGAGAUUUCCUCCACUUAUUACCAAAACAAUUGAUUGUGGGGCUUGCAACACUUUUCAUCUCUAUAGCUACCAUGAUGAUCACAUUUGUUGCCUCUCUAGUUAUCGUACUUGGUCACGGGUUUAUAGGGAUAAAGGUUCCAAUAGCUUUGGUUGCUGGCAUUCCAGUUAGUCUUUAUGCUUUGCUUCAAUUUCCUCUUCUUGCCGAGAUGAUCAGUCAAGCAUAUCUUUCAAGGCUUUCUUUUCGUCGUAGUAACCUUCUGUUGCAGAAGUGAAUUUCUCA